Messenger RNA from Ruditapes philippinarum (Manila clam), 908 nucleotides. Its product is annotated as probable methyltransferase-like protein 24. The record is from RefSeq and is a predicted model, not a curated record. Lineage: Eukaryota; Metazoa; Mollusca; Bivalvia; Venerida; Veneridae. The coding region runs from base 1 to 816 and encodes 271 amino acids. The transcript is spliced from 5 exons.
AUGACUUCACUUUUUAACCUACAGGUUGACGCACCGUCAUUAAGACAAUUUGAUAAUGGGAAGGUGUUCCUGCCAGCCGAUGACGUCAAACUUAAAGAUAUGACGACAGUGGAAAUGGUGGACAUGUUCUGGAAGUACAUUAACACAUUACAAGUGCUGUGUAGAAAUCAAACACGGGUUGGGUCUUUAAAGGAUGGAGGAAAAGAAGUGUGUAUAGACGAGCAAUAUAAGCCUCGCGUUCCAUGCCUCGUGUAUUCGUUCGGGCAAGUGUCUAAUUUUCAGUUUGACUUUGAGAUGGAUAUUGUGAAGAAAUUUGGAUGUGAAGUGCACACGUUUGAUCCAAGUCGAGAAAUAACGAGUAAAGUGAAAAUUCCAAGCGAGAUUAAUUAUCAUCUGGUCGGGUUAUAUGACAGCAACACUAUUAUAAAGGAUGGUUGGAAAGUGAACAACCUGUCAAAUAUAAGGAAAGAACUUCAUCAUGAAAGAAGAGUUGUAGAUAUUCUAAAGAUAGACGUAGAAGGUGCUGAAUGGCAGGCACUUCCGGCCAUGUUCAAGUCGGGAGUUCUAAAAUACGUCAAACAAAUUUGUAUUGAAAUACAUUUCGGCCAGUGUAAGCCUGGGGGCAAAAUAUUUGGUGGCGUAUCAAUACAACACCAGCUCAGUACAUUACGGCAACUUUAUUUGCACGGUUUUCACAUAUUUAUCCAUGAACAUAAUCUUAAAGCAUUAGACAAACUAAGGUUCAAUUAUGAAGGAAUAACGUCAGUUAAUGAAAUAUCUUUAAUUAAUGUGAAAUGGAAUAUAAAUGGCGAUUAGGGAAAUCAGUUUUGCAAAGAAAAGUGAAAAUUUGAGGUUGAUUAACAACAUUUAUUUUAAUCGAAGCUUUCAAGAAACUGAACACAUUUUUU